GUCUUGCAAGGCGCCCUCCAUGACAGCCUUGCACAGACAAGCACCGGUGCUCCUGCCGGGCCUGUGCUUGCUCGCCAUGCUCCUGGCCCAGGCCGCAGCAUGCUCCCCCCCAUGCAACAACGUCUCCACCGUGUGCGACACCGCUGCGGGGGCUUGUGUGUGCAAGUCGCCGUACGCCGGUAGCCCGUGCGCACUGCCACUGCCGACCUCUCCGGCUCACUCGGAUGACGGAUACUACACCCGAGGCCUGUUUGUUAUCUACGCGCUCCCGGUCCUCCUCCUCCUCCUCACUGUCCUCUUUGGCACACUCUACCUCCGCUGCACCGGUGAGACCGAGUCGUUUGAAGACAUCAUUGCCGAGGAUCGCAUGGUCGUUGCCCGCGAGCGCGCCCGCAAGACCGACGCCGCCACCACCGUCGUCAUCAACCCGGUCGGGCCCGAGGCCGGCCUCCGCGACUCGGCCCCGUCGUCCCAAACAGCCACACCGCGCGCCACACCAGCUGGCCUCAACACCUCGGUCGCAGACCUCACCAUGGCCGACGACGACUCAGGCGACGGCUACUCCUCUGACACUCCGCCCGGCGCUACAGUCAAGGUCGAGACCAUUGCCAUCGACUCGGGCUCAAGUGACGUCUGACACGCGCGAUCAGACACGAGCAUCCGGCCACGGGCCGCUGGCCGCCAAGCAAACGACUCCCCUAUGCACAA
Molecule: messenger RNA, 708 nt
Organism: Thecamonas trahens ATCC 50062
Lineage: Eukaryota; Apusomonadida; Apusomonadidae
Exons: 2
Coding region: 20-637 (205 amino acids)
Source: RefSeq, a predicted model, not a curated record